Messenger RNA from Zasmidium cellare ATCC 36951, 702 nucleotides. RefSeq lists its product as uncharacterized. The record is from RefSeq and is a predicted model, not a curated record. NCBI's taxonomy places the organism in Eukaryota, Fungi, Ascomycota, Dothideomycetes, Mycosphaerellales, Mycosphaerellaceae. Bases 1 to 702 code for a protein of 233 amino acids. The transcript has a single exon.
AUGACGGACUACUUUUUCUCGGCGCCGUCACUAAGGCAGCUCUCAACGACAAAGGUUGUCCCAUAUACGCCCAGUACAGCAUUCGCGGCUCUCUCAGAUCUGUCAUCUUACGAACGAGCGACAUCUCUCAUAUACCGCAGCUCGGUGACAACGAAAGACAGCAAUGGCUUACCGAAGACGGCCAAGCUCAACGUUGGAUACCCUGCACUCUCUCUUAACGAAGAGUGGCCCUGCCAGGUUAAAUGCGACCGAUCCAAGCGAACGAUAGAGAUCAUCCCGGCAGCCUCGGAGUUCCAGAGCAGCGUUGUGGAGUCGUAUCUCAUGAAAUGGUCAAUAUCGCCGGUCGCAAACGACAAGGGACAAGCCGAGAUUAUGCUCAACCUAGAGGUCAAAUUCAAAGGGCCGGUGGUGGACUCCAUGUUCGCAGUCCUUCCUGAUGUCGUGGGCCGGAUCAUGUACAGGUUCUCGGCUCUUGUGGAGGCUCAAGAUAAGAAGGAGCGAGAGGGGGCGAAGAAGAAGCCUAUGCCGGCCAAGAAAACUGCAUCGUCGCCCGCUCCAAAGGUACCUGCGGCGAAAACAGUGCCUGUGGCGAAGCCUCCCGCUGUGAAGGCUUCUCCUGAAGUGGCAACGAUACCGGUCAAGCGCGUUCCGAAGAAACUCGAGGCUCGAGGUCAAGCAAGCGGCGGGAAACAGGCGAGCUGA